Molecule: messenger RNA, 528 nt
Organism: Fusarium sp. VM40
Lineage: Eukaryota; Fungi; Ascomycota; Sordariomycetes; Hypocreales; Nectriaceae
Source: the annotation of a GenBank genome assembly
AUGGCUACUCCAGCUCAGACCAAUGCCCAUAACAACGGCCCCAUCGACCACAACGACCUCAACGAGUGGAAGGAUCGUUUCAACGAUGUCCUAGCCCGUCCCAGCGAGCACGUCAACUCCAAGUCUCCCGAGACAUCUCAACCUUGGCAGAACAGCUUCUUUGGCUGCUUCAGCCCUAUCAGCCUCUGCGCUAUUACAUGUUGCGUUCCUUGCGUGACCUUCGGCAAGACCCAUCACCGUCUUCGUAAGAACGGUAGCUUGGAGGGAUAUGAGCCCAUCAACACCUCCUGCCUUAUGUUUUGGGGAUCCACUUGUGUCGGUCUUCAUUGGAUUCCUCUCGCUCUCCAGCGUGCCAACCUUCGCGAGAAGCAUCAUCUUCAGGGAAGCUGCCUUGUCGAUCUCGCUACUGCAUGCUGUUGUGGUUGCUGUGAUUUGAUCCAGCAGGAUAAGGAGGCGGAGUAUCGUGAAGCUCACGUUGCAUCCGGCGAGGGCUACAAGGCCAAUGAGGGCAUGAGCGUCCCCGCCUGA